Molecule: messenger RNA, 2115 nt
Organism: Hyaloscypha bicolor E
Lineage: Eukaryota; Fungi; Ascomycota; Leotiomycetes; Helotiales; Hyaloscyphaceae
Product: Endopolyphosphatase
Exons: 3
Coding region: 1-2115 (704 amino acids)
Biological process (GO): polyphosphate catabolic process
Cellular component (GO): fungal-type vacuole; membrane
Molecular function (GO): exopolyphosphatase activity; endopolyphosphatase activity
Source: RefSeq, a predicted model, not a curated record
AUGCGUUCCGAUCUUUUAUUCUUAGCAGCGUGUCUGCUCCAAGCUUUAUAUGCAUCCCCUAUCUCCGAUCCAGCCCUGCAGCCGCCAUUGGAGGACCUGGAAUCAUCCCAUUUUCAAGCCUCCUCACAGCUGCAUGGCAGAUUCUUGCACAUCACAGAUCUGCAUCCAGAUGCCUUCUACAAAAUCCAUUCGUCCACCGAGGAGGAUGAUGCCUGCCAUCGAGGCAAAGGCUUGGCAGGCACAUACGGCACCGAAACGUCAGACUGUGAUACUCCCUAUGCCCUUGUCAAUGCCACAUUCAAAUGGAUCGCCGAAAACGUACGGGAUGUCGAUUUUGUGGUAUGGACGGGCGACUCGGCAAGACACGAUAACGACGAGAAGAUCCCUCGAACGGCCGACGAGGUGCUAAGCACCAACAGAUGGAUCGCAGAGAAGUUUCGAGAGGUCUUCCGUCAUGACGAUUCAAACAAGGGCUUGACCGUCCCUAUCGUGUCGACGUUCGGAAACAACGACAUCCUUCCACACAACAUCCUUCUAUCGGGGCCGAACAGGUGGCUGAAGACAUACACGGACAUCUGGCGAGAAUUCAUCCCAGAGGAACAAAGGCAUGGCUUCGAGCGAGGAGGCUGGUACUACGUUGAAGUCAUUCCUGGGAAACUUGCAGUCUUCAGUUUGAAUACACUGUACUUCUUCAAGAACAAUGCCGCUGUCGACGGCUGUGCACUGCGUUCCGAGCCAGGUUUCGAGCACAUGGAAUGGCUUAGGAUCCAGCUUCAAUUCAUGCGCGAUCGCGGCAUGAAAGCUAUCCUUACGGGGCAUGUUCCUCCAGCCAGAACGGACAGCAAACAACUUUGGGAUGAGACUUGCUGGCAAAAAUAUACCCUGUGGCUCCAGCAGUAUCGCGAUGUUAUCGUUGGAGGUCUCUACGGACACAUGAAUAUUGACCAUUUUAUGCUGCAAGAUCACAAGCAGGUCAAUCUUCUUAGCGAGGAUAGCGUUUCCACAGAAUCAGUGAUACGCGCCACGAUGGAGGAAGAGCUUAGCAUCGAGUCUGCCAAUGAUUAUCUCGAGGAGCUACGUGAGGACUGGUCUGGGUUACCAAAUCCUGCUGCAGCAGUCAAGGAAGUCAAGGACAACAAACCCGAAGAUAGCAAGAAGGGGAAGAAGAAGAAGGGGAAGAAGGACAAGAAGAAGUCUAAGAAAGACAAGAAGAAAGACAAGACUUUGAAGAAGAUUGGUGGACCUUGGGGAGAACGAUACUCUAUCACACUUGUCAGCCCAAGUCUUGUACCCAAUUUCUUCCCGACCCUGCGAGUUAUCGAGUACAACAUUACUGGUUUGGAUGCAACGGCAACAUGGGCUAGCACACGAUCCGGGAUUCUUACCGAGGAAAAGGACUGGCUCGACGAGGAGGAACAGUCAUCCAACCAGGACGAUGACGAAGCAUCGAUCGAGAAGAAGAAGAAGAAGAAGAAGAAGCCAAAGAGCUCACCGCCAGGGCCUGCCUAUUCUCCACAAACAUUGACACUGCUGGGCUACACUCAAUACUUCGCUAACCUUACGCACAUUAACAACGAUGAAACAAUCACACCAGAGAUGCUUGAAUUCGAAGAUGAACUCGACGCAGACAAGUGGCGGCCAGGGAAACACCAGGGCAAGAACCCAAAGCACAAACCACAUCCCAAGUUAUUCCAAUACCAAGUCGAAUAUGACACCUUCACGGACCCGAUCUACAAGUUGAAAGAUUUGACAAUGCGAAGCUACCUAAACUUGGCUCAUCGAAUUGGACAAUAUAAGCCUGCAAAGGGAGAUAGCAUCGAGGACUUGGAAGACAAAACGAUCGAUGAUGCGUCGGAUGAUAGUGAUGAUGAUUCCGAGAACGAGACGAUCGGCGAUACUUCAGAUGAUAUCGAUAAUGAUUCAGACGAUGAGGUCGAAGUGGAUAAGAAGAAGAAGAAGAAGCACAAGAAGAAGAAACACCACAAGCAGCACGAGAAGAACAAAGUCUGGCUGCGAUUCGUCAAACGCGCAUUCGUCGGCACCUUGGAAGAGGAGGAUCUUCGGACUUUCGACGAGGACGAGGUCUCGAUUCCUGAGUUCCGCGAGGAGCUAUGA